Molecule: messenger RNA, 2054 nt
Organism: Felis catus (domestic cat)
Lineage: Eukaryota; Metazoa; Chordata; Mammalia; Carnivora; Felidae
Gene: RMP64
Product: nucleolus and neural progenitor protein
Exons: 10
Coding region: 422-1888 (488 amino acids)
Biological process (GO): positive regulation of Notch signaling pathway
Cellular component (GO): nucleus
Source: RefSeq, a predicted model, not a curated record
AGACGUUUCCGGAGGCGGUGUCUGACCGGGCCCAGCGCACGUGCGCAGGGGGCGGGACUUCCUGAACCCGCGGGACACUGGGAAGGGGCGCGGGGCAGGAUCUGACUUGGGGUGCGUGGGCUACCGAGUUACCCGGAGAAGCCUGUGGUGCUUCUGACUUUGGCGUCCCCCAUUUAAUUCACUGUACCUACCUCACGGCCUGGCUGGAGCGAUGAAGUGUGGAUAAAGAAUAGCACCUGCCUCAAAGGGCUGUUUUGAAGAAGCGUUACUGUUAUAAAGCAUUUGGAACAGUGCCUAAUGCGACCUUUGUGUUGCAGCUGUAAUUAGAGAAUGUGGUCUUGUUACACUGUCACUGAAGAGCCAAACCCUGGAUGCAGAAACAGAUGUGCUAUGUGCAGUCCUUUACAGCAAUCACUACAGGAUGGGCCACCACAAGCCCCAUUUAGCCCUCAAACAGGUUGAACAAUGUUUAAAACGUUUGAAAAACAUGGAUUUGGAGGGUUCAAUUCAACAUCUGUCUGAGUUGUUUUCUUCCAAUGAAAAUCAUCGUGUAACUACCGAAGCAUAUGUCAUCCCUAGCCAACCAGUGGUUGAAUUGGUGCUCAUGAAGAUUUUGGGAGCCUGCAAGUUGUUACUUCGCCUCUUGGACUGUUGCUGCAAGACAUUUCUCUUGACUGUGAAACAUCUAGGUUUACAAGAAUUCAUUAUUUUAAACCUUGUGAUGGUUGGGCUGGUGAGCAGGUUAUGGGUUCUCUAUAAAGGUGUUUUAAAAAGGCUGACUUCUUUAUAUGAGCCAUUGUUUGGAUUGCUUCAUGAAGUCUCUAGGAUUCAACCACUGCCUUACUUCAAAGAUUUUACCUUUCCUUCUGAUAUUGCCGAAUUUUUAGGACAGCCCUAUUUUGAGGUCUUUAAGAAAAAAAUGCCCACAGCUUUUGCAGCUAAAGGAGUAACUAAAUUGUUAAAUAAACUGUUUUUAACAAAAAAUCAAUCACCAAGGUCUAGCAAAGAAACUGUACACAGAAUUUCCAAAAAAACUAAGCAAAUGAAGAUCAAUAUUCAGAAUAAUGUGGAUCUUGGACAGCCAGUAAAGAGUAAGAAAAUCUUCAAAGAGAAGUCAUCAGAAUUUGAUUUGAGAGCUUUCUGCAAACAGCUGAAGCACAAGGCUAUUCAGGAGACCAGCGUUAAAUGUUCUCAGUCCAAACUAAAGGCAACCAAACAUUCUUCUCAGAGAGCAUCAGGAACUCCCUGUGCCAAAAGUUUUGUGCAAAGAUUUCGAGGGGCUAAGACUUUCACUCAACUUUCUGAAGAAAUCCAAAUAGCAAUUUUGUGGUGCAGGAGCAAAAAACUCAAGGCUCAGGCCUCCUUCCUGGGUAACAAACUUCUUAAAAGUAACCGGCUUAAACAUGUGGAAGCUCAAGGCCAUAGUUUACCAAAGAAACUAAAGUGCAUAAAAGCAUCUAUUUGCAACUGCCUUCUUCGUGGCUCAGGAAUCAAGACUUCAAAGCAUCAUUUGAGACAAAGAAGAUCUCAGAGUAGAUUUUUACUGGGACAGAAGAGACUGCAGAGAAAGUUGCAGUUGACUCUUUCAAAGGAAAUUCAACAGUCCCCUCAAGGGAUGCAGAAUGCUACAGAUAGCAGAAAAUGGAAACGCUCACACUGUUCAGUUCAUAGAACUGAUCUCUACUCCAACAAUAAGCAACUCUUGAGGAGCAGAGUUUCAAAUCCUGUCAUACAAACUAAAGAGAAACAAAUUCAUGAAAACCUUACAGGAAACAAUGAAAAUGAAACUAAUUCAUGGACAGUGAUGCAAAUGAACAAACAUAAUACAUCAGGAACCAUUAAGGAGACAGAUGACAUUGAUGAUAUUUUUGCCUUAAUGGGUGUUUAAAUGCUCAUAUAUGAGACAUUUAAGUGCUUAACAAACUGGUCCAGUGUUCUGUUUUACGUGGAACUUGCUGAGUUCUGGAAAGAUUUGGAAAUACUACUUGGACUCAGGAGCUUAUUUAGUGUAACGCUGUACAGCAGUAAUGUCAGUUCAAUAAAUAUUUAUAGUA